Molecule: messenger RNA, 1313 nt
Organism: Ruditapes philippinarum (Manila clam)
Lineage: Eukaryota; Metazoa; Mollusca; Bivalvia; Venerida; Veneridae
Product: acid ceramidase-like
Exons: 13
Coding region: 128-1294 (388 amino acids)
Biological process (GO): fatty acid metabolic process
Cellular component (GO): lysosome
Molecular function (GO): fatty acid amide hydrolase activity; N-acylsphingosine amidohydrolase activity
Source: RefSeq, a predicted model, not a curated record
AAGAUCUAAUGAGCGCCUACAGACACUGACGCACAGAUACAUUAUUUAUUUGUUUCUUAGAGUUUACUGCAUUAAAAUAUUCGGUUUCUGGCGACCUUCAACGUAUGAUAAUUUUCUUUUUGAGAUAAUGAUUAAAAUGUACCUGGUUUUGUUGAUGUGUUUGAUCUAUUCAGUGGCGGCCCAAGUUCCACCUUAUACAGAAACAUGUGUGCAAGGAGCAUACCCACCUAAAGCACAUCUUAAAGUUCCAGAGUAUGUAAUAAAUCUAGACCUACCACCCUCACAAAGAUGGAAUCAGCUGGCUUCAGAUAAGAAAAAUGAGAUCAGAACCAUUUUAGAUGCCUUCAAAACUUUUAUUGGUGAAUUUGGGAUUAUUGCAAAAGAAGUGAUUUAUUUUAUAGAUUUACUUGGACCAUUAGUUGUUGAUGCAUUGCCACAACCAUUCCAAGAUGAACUAAGAGGAAUAUCAAAUGCUACAGGCAUUGAAAUAGGGGAGAUAACCCUCUACAAUAUAUUUUAUGAGAUCUUUACGGUUUGUACAUCUGUGAUAGCUCAAAGUCCAACAGGAAAAUUGUAUCAUGCCAGAAACCUAGACUUUGGACUGUUUAUGGGAUGGGAUAUUAAGAACAGGACAUGGUAUAUAACAGAGAAGCUGCGACCUGCUAUUGUCAACCUGGUCUGGCAGAGAGCUGGUAAAACAGUGUUUAAAUCUGUCAACUAUGCUGGAUAUGUUGGUAUACUGACUGCCGUCUCACCUGGUCAGUUUACACUGUCAAUGAAUGAAAGAUUCAAUAUUGAUGGAGGAUAUAGAGGAAUCAUAGAUCUCAUCCUCACUGGUAAAGGAACAUGGAUGGGAUUCCUUACACGCAACACCAUGGAAACAGCACAGAGUUUUGAUGAAGCCAAGUAUAUGUUGACAUUUAAACAAAUGAUUGCCCCAGCUUACUUCAUAUUGGGCGGGAACAAGACAGGGCAGGCAUGUGUAAUUACCAGGAACAGGAAAGUAAAUGGUACAGAUAUCUGGCAGAUGUCACAGGCAGGUGGCUGGUAUAUACUGGAGACUAACUAUGAUCACUGGAAAGCACCAUUUUUUCUUGAUGAUAGAAGAACACCGGCUAAUAGAUGUAUGAGAAAUAUGACACAAAAUGGUGUUGGUAUAGCUGGACUGUUUAAUAUGCUGUCUUCAAAACCAGUUCUUAAUAAGUUGACUACAUACACUGCCCUGAUGCAGGUGAAUUCAGGACAUUUAGAGACAUGGUUACAGUAUUGUGAUGAUCCUUGUGUACCCUGGUAACCAUGGAAACUGUUUGUGU